Messenger RNA from Parnassius apollo (apollo), 903 nucleotides. Lineage: Eukaryota; Metazoa; Arthropoda; Insecta; Lepidoptera; Papilionidae. The record is from the annotation of a GenBank genome assembly.
AUGCCGGUAAAAGGGCUAAAAAAAGGAGGCUUACUUAAAAAGGAAAAGCGAGAAGAAGGUAAAAAAUAUCAACCAAAUAUCUCCAAGGGAACAAAGAGCACAAGGAAAGCGUUGGAGAGAAAAUUCGAAGCGAUACCUGGAGAAGAAAGCACGAGAACGGACGAUACAAGAAAUAGUCCAACAAUCCAAUACCGAAAUAAACAAAUAUUUUACGUAUUGACUCAGCUCCGCGAUACCUUCCCAUCGUUAAAGCUAGUUACUUGGAAUUACCAAGAAAGUGGUCAUGGCAAAGGCAUCCCCGACGGCAUUGACGCUGUGGUUAAGCGGACAGCUGAUCAUCAAGUUAAAUGUGGGCGUGACGUCGGGGAUUUUCCAACAUUCCUUGAAGUUGUUCGCGAAAAUAUUAAAAAUGUUGAGAUAAAAGUAGUAGAGGAGCAUGAAAUUAUAGAAAAAGAACUUCUUCUUCCUAAGGAUAUUUCACCAUUCAAGGGUACUAUGUUAGUUCACCAAGUAAUCUGGAAUUCUGUAUCAGAAUUUCUUGAGUUCCGAAAACUAAGCUGUUUUCUGUGUUUGGAUAAAAUCUGCGAACAUGAGGAUAAACAUAUGCAAUUACAUAAAAUUUAUAAGAGUAUUUUCGAAUCGGCUGUCCAAAAUAUAAAAGUUAUUCCACCAAGCAAACGAAUUACGGUAUUGAGCGAUGUAUCCAUCCAGUAUUAUAAUCGGAAGAAUAAUCCGUCUACUUCCGGAACACGCAAAAUUAUAAAAUCUGUUAAAAGACUUGCAGAUGUAAAAUUUGAUUGUACAAAUCAAACAUUCAUAAACACCCAACAGAAGGUGUCUAGUAGGCAUGAAGAGGCUUUCCUCCGCUUUAUUAAUGAACGGUCUUUUGAGAAUACGGAAUAA